This is a messenger RNA of Lineus longissimus, 2846 nucleotides long. RefSeq lists its product as uncharacterized. The transcript is spliced from 3 exons. The coding region runs from base 1366 to 2580 and encodes 404 amino acids. The record is from RefSeq and is a predicted model, not a curated record. NCBI's taxonomy places the organism in Eukaryota, Metazoa, Nemertea, Pilidiophora, Heteronemertea, Lineidae.
CUGACCGUAAUCGCAAUCGAUUACGAGGGACAUGAAAGUAUAGAGGAUAGGUCUUGGCUUCGUGGUCAUAAGAACUCGUCGACACUUGCGACUCUCAAACUACCUGCGGAUGGAGGAUUAGGUACAUGUAAAGUCUGCAAUUAAAGGACCUCCAAAAGCGGAAUUUGGUGCAACUUCCAGCCGUUUUGACCAAUGCAAUACUCCGUAUAGAACUCGCCAAAAUUCCGAUGAGUAUUUUGCUACAACCUAUGGAUGUACACCGGAAUUAGCCAACAUUGUUUGUUAUUGAAGAAGAUUUCCCAGACUUCCCAGAUUCUUCUCACCGGAAAUACGAAAGCCUGUUACGAGUGUCUCCAAAUAAAUUUGCGCAUAUAUUCGAAUGAAUUGUUAUUUACAGAUACACGGACUCAAUACUUCGUCGUUUUUAAUAGUGGCAUGCAAAACCAACGAAAAAAAUACAAGCAACGCCGACUAAAUUAAUAUUCCGACGUCUAAAAGGUCUGCCAACUUCCGGCGGAAGUAGGAAAUUGACAUAGGACUCUGGGGAAGACAAUACUUUAUUGAUUACUGAAGGCAGGCAGUAACAGCGCGAGGGGACUCUGAGAUUGCUGUUGUUUGAAUACCAAGCAGUCAGCUCAAAGGCGCGUACAGCGUAUAACACUGUAACACUGUGAAAGCUCUUUGAGAAUUAAGUGAGUACUGGUGAACACAGAAGUAGCUGUACCAACACGACCGUCGUAUCGCAAAUACAUGGAGUUCAAAUAGUUUUCCCAGUGGUGUAGGAUAUCAUGAAACAGGAGAACCGUGGACUUUGUCAGUCAUGUCAGUCGUGGAUAGGCUGUACGUAGAACAUUGUGAAGAAUUCCGGAAAACCGGCACGUUGACGGAAGUUUUGUCGGUGACGCAAGGAGAGCACUGCAGGCCGCGGGACAUUGUGUUGAACGCCAAGCCGUCUCAAAUAUCCUAAAAACGAAAAGUAUACCCAGUGGUGUAGGAUAUCGCUUCCCAGUUUGGCGAUGGCUGGGAUGUCGUUGCAGGAUCAUGUGGAACUUUAUGGCAGGACCGUCUCAAUAUUGGACUGUCUUAUUGUAAAUACGGAAAGUUCUCCAAGCGGUGUACAUCGUUUGACAAAGGUUGUGCAGUGUAACAUGUGGCGGGUAGUGCUGCAGGAUAUCGCGCAGAACUCACGGGAACCAGUAUAAAUUUUGUAUAUUAUAAAUAACAUAUAUUGUCCUGGAGAACAUUGGGAAACCGGGAAAACGUAUUUUUGCGAUACAUGUCAACACGAGGCGCGGAACCUGAUGUCUGCAGUCUGAUAGCUCCAAUUGAAAAGUAUAGCUGCCGGUCGGAACAAGUUUGGACAGGAUGAAAUACUCCUCUGGGAUGAAACGAUUGAAUCUUAAGUACGCCUUUAGUCGACCCUACAUCAGCCGUGUGUACCCGGAUGAAAGCGACAACGAGGCAAUUCAGUCAGAAUUAACAGACCUAGAAGACGCAACAGAAGGUAUCAACGACGCAACCUCGAUCUCAUUUGAUGAAAUUAAACCUGGGGACGAGGAAAUCGAAUAUGAUAAACUGAAGACUCGUAGUAUAUUCAGUGUCCAAUCAGAUAGAAAUGGAAACGAGGCUUACAUAGCAAAAUCGGAAGUAUCAACCGCGGACGAUACUGAUAUCCUUAAUGAUACGGGGAUAUUUAGUAUUUCGAAAUCUGUGACGUCACAAACUUGUGUGUCUGAGCCGCUGACGUCAGAGGAAUGUGUAUCAAACCAGGUGAAAACAAGACGGGUCGACCUCGACCUACCCAAAGCUCUCCCCUUGCACACGGGGGCAUCGUGGUCAACGCUCGGAUCUUCGCAGGAAUCAGAGAAAAAUUCAAAGUCAUCGCAAGAAUUUGUGUCAAAAUUAGUGACGUCAGAGGAACCUUCACCGAUAGUGGCGUCGCAGGAAACGGGAUCGAAAGAAACUGGAACAAAAUUAGGCCUAGUGACUUCACGAGAAUCUGUAUCGACUCCUGCAGAAUCUGUUACCAGCUCCGGAUCCCAAACACUCUUACUUCCAUUGGGAGGAGAGGAAAAACCUCCGAAGAAAAGUGUGUCAAUCGUUGCACCAGAACCCAGACGAUCGUCUUUUUCCUUUUUCCGUAAUAAUCUGAUACAAAAUGGCGAUGCUAUCACGGCACAUGCGCAAGAUGGCGCAUCGAAUAAAAAGGGGACGCGUACUCCGCCUCUUGAGAGACUAAAAUCCAGGAAAUUCAGCCUCAGUUUGGGUCGUCUGCCGGAGAUAUUGACAGGGAAAAAGACAGACGAUGACAAGGAGAAGGACGGGGCAGAUUCGAAACAAGAUGGCGCCUCAACCAUUGACCUAUCAAUCGACGCCACGGAACAUAAACAAGAUGACUAUUCACAUCUGAUUGAGCCCAACAGGUUUGCGCAGGUCAUGACUGUGCUGACUGUGUUGAUAGUGUUUGGAAUACUAGUGGCACUGAUAGUUAGGAUUUCCAUCCAGGAAGAUGGACUGAAGCAACAUGAUACGGACAAUACGACAACAGUGGCGCCAACCAAUACGACAAGAGUCACGUGAGGGGUGAUGUUCUCAUUUCUGGACACGUCACUGCUUUUAGUGUUUACGUCAUUGUUUUGUGUGCCGCAAAUGUAACUGUUGUGUCAUACAUUGUACGCUGAUACCUGUACUUCUGUUGAGUUUAGUUCGGUAUAAAUGGCAUUUAGAAUAUCUCGGAGCAUUUUUAUACUAAAUAAAAAUAAAUAAAAUACAAAUCUUGUUGGCGACCUUGGCGUCUCCACUUUGAGUAACAGGGUUUAGGACAGUCAGGAUUCUUGGUGAAUUUU